Molecule: messenger RNA, 1130 nt
Organism: Acipenser ruthenus (sterlet)
Lineage: Eukaryota; Metazoa; Chordata; Actinopteri; Acipenseriformes; Acipenseridae
Product: peroxiredoxin-1
Exons: 6
Coding region: 157-753 (198 amino acids)
Biological process (GO): leukocyte activation; removal of superoxide radicals; cell redox homeostasis
Cellular component (GO): cytosol
Molecular function (GO): thioredoxin peroxidase activity
Source: RefSeq, a predicted model, not a curated record
CACGCAAUUCACUGCACGAUUCAAACGAGGUGGAAAGCAUCGCGAUAAGUGUGGGACGUAUAAAACGCUGAACAUUUCAUCUCUCGGUUCUGAAAGCCGCUUCCUCCUUCUUCUAAACAGAAGCUACUGAGAGCGAGCGAGAACAGCUUUUUCAACAUGUCUGCCGGGAACGCUCAGAUAGGAAAACCAGCUCCUGACUUCAAGGCUACUGCUGUGAUGCCUGACGGCCAGUUCAAGGACAUCAGCCUGUCAGACUACAGAGGGAAGUACGUGGUGUUCUUCUUCUACCCGCUGGACUUCACCUUCGUCUGCCCCACCGAGAUCAUCGCCUUCAGCGACGGCGCCGACGACUUCAAAAAGAUCAACUGCGAGGUGAUCGGAGCCUCGGUGGACUCGCACUUCUGUCACCUGGCGUGGAUCAACACCCCCAGGAAGCAGGGCGGCCUGGGGCACAUGAAGAUCCCGCUGGUGUCGGACACGCGGCGCUCCAUCUCUCAGGACUACGGCGUGCUGAAGGAAGACGAGGGCAUCGCCUACAGAGGCCUGUUCAUCAUUGAUGACAAGGGGAUCCUGCGGCAGAUCACCAUCAACGACCUUCCUGUGGGCCGCUCCGUGGAGGAGACCCUGAGGCUGGUGCAGGCCUUUCAGUUCACAGACAAGCACGGAGAGGUGUGCCCCGCGGGAUGGAAACCCGGCAGUGACACCAUCAAGCCCAACGUCCAGGAAAGCAAAGGCUUCUUCUCCAAGCAGUAGCAAGCGCACUCGAGUCUGCUCAGUGCUGUAGCUUCAACAUCUAAAAAUCUGGUGAUGCGAGUAGAUAGUGUGCCAGGAAGAAAAAAAUGAAUGUUGUGACCUAUUUUGUAUUUGUUACUGUAAAGAGGGAGGGGGGAGAGAGGAAACAUGAGAGCAAAGCUCAUUUGUUUGUGAAAUCUCUUGAUGUUGAGGGGUCGGUUAGUUGUCAUAGCAAUGCUUGUAGCCGAUGCCGUUUCUUCGUUUUGUGCUUGAAUGGCAUCUGUUUGUGUCUCUUUUGAAGAGAACGGUAUGUUCUAACUCUCACAGCUGCCCCCAACUCUCAACGUGCUUUGUGGCAAAAAAACGUCUGACCCAAAUAAAAAAAAAAACGUAUUGUG